This is a messenger RNA of Prosopis cineraria, 711 nucleotides long. RefSeq lists its product as uncharacterized. Bases 1 to 711 code for a protein of 236 amino acids. Lineage: Eukaryota; Viridiplantae; Streptophyta; Magnoliopsida; Fabales; Fabaceae. The transcript has 2 exons. The record is from RefSeq and is a predicted model, not a curated record.
AUGAGCAAUGCUUUGUUUGCUAAGAACAAGAUAGGCUUUAUCGACGGAUCCAUUCCCACGCCGACUGCUGACUCAUCUGAUCUCAACCAUUGGAUGCGCUGUAACGCCAUGGUGAAAGGAUGGCUGAAGAGCGCAAUGAACAAGGAAAUCAGAAGCAGUGUCCGUUAUGCAAAGACGGCACAAGAAAUAUGGGUUGAUCUAGAGGAACGCUUCGGCAAGGGAAGUGCGCCACGUUCUUAUGAUCUAAGGAGAACCAUAGCACACACCAGGCAAGAUAAACAAUCAAUCCCUACUUACUUUACAAAGUUGAAAGGUUACUGGGAUGAGUUGAAUUCAAUCAUGCCAUGGCCAAAGUGUGCCUGUGGGGGCUUGGCUGAAGAUGAGCAACAGAAGCAGAUUUCGGCCACUUACAGACCCACGAUGGAAGCUUCUGCAUUUCAAGUGCAGAAUGAUCAAAGAGAUGGAAAACAUGAUAAGCCACGGUGUAAUCAUUGCAAUAAACUUGGGCACAUAGAAGACAAACGCUAUGAGUUGAUAGGCUAUCCGCCAGAUUGGAAAAAGGGUGGACAUGAAAAGAAGGAUAAGAAAUUUGUACUGAGAGUCGCACAAGUAAGCGAAGAUGCAACUUCGAGCCUAAUUCCAGGAAUAACAGCAGACCAAUUUUCAAAGUUGAUAGAAUUCUUCGGAACAAAUGGCAAGGAGCAAGUCUAA